Molecule: messenger RNA, 1683 nt
Organism: Penicillium manginii
Lineage: Eukaryota; Fungi; Ascomycota; Eurotiomycetes; Eurotiales; Aspergillaceae
Product: F-box protein
Exons: 1
Coding region: 1-1683 (560 amino acids)
Molecular function (GO): protein binding
Source: RefSeq, a predicted model, not a curated record
AUGUCGCACUCCCAUCAAUUCUAUAACCUCCCGCCGGAGCUAUGGUAUGCAAUAUCAUCAUACCUACCAAAUCGCGAUAUCAAAAGUCUCCGUCUUGUCUCGAAACGAUUUUGCAAUUCAGUGGAGCUCAGACUGGGGAGAGUGUUUUUGUCGGCGAACCCCUUGAACAUCAAAGUUUUUCGCGCGAUCGCAGAUCAUGAGGAAUUCCGACAUAAGAUUUCAGAAAUUGUUUGGGAUGAUGCGCGGUUUGCUAGGGGCCCUAGUACAGAGAUUAUCCACCCUGAGCAGGGAUUAUAUUUGCCAAUCACAGAUGCGAGUGAUGAGGAGACAGAAUUUGAAUCAAGGCAACACCACGAUGAAAUUCAGGGGCCACCAAACUGGGAAGUUUACGAAAGUGACUUUGACUUUGGGGAUAGAGAAGAUACGGAGUUUGGAGACCCGAUCUAUCAGUUGAGGAAUAGUGCAAAUUUCAGGGGGCGAAAUUGUCCACUUUGGUUCAAGGCUGCAUGUGUUAACAACAUUGAACAUAUUUUCAUGCGGCGACGCAAACUCAACAUGAUUGAGGCUUGGCAUCAGAAGUUUAAAGAUGAAAGGAAAUUGGGUAAGGCUGCACUCUCUAUGAAUGAGUCAUGGAAAAUUUAUCAGAGUUUGCUUCGCAAACAAGCCGACGUUUUGGCUGGAAAUUAUGACGAAGAGGCAUUCCUUUAUGGACUUGAACGAUUUACUGCACUGAAGAGAGUGACAAUCACCCCUGCAGCUCAUGGUGUACCGUUUGCUCCAUUAUACCAAAGUCCUAUGAUUCGAGCAUUUCCGCCAGGAUUCAACUAUCCUAUCCCUCGUGGAUGGCCAAUAUCGACUACGGAGGAGCCAGAGGAUGUGAUAACAUUUCCUUGGCAACAAGUUGAUGAAAGGCACAGAGAAAAAUACCAUGCAUUCCGUAUUGUCACACGUACCCUUGCACAACAGAAACACAAUGUGGUGGAAUUGAUUCUAGAGGCUCGACAACUCUAUACUGGAAUCAAUUGCACAAUAUUUGAUCAACCUUGCAUGGAACAUGAUAAUCUUCUGACAAUUUUGAAGAAACCAGGCUUUCGUCGCUUAGAUAUUUCUUUGAUUUUUGGUGGAAGAGGAUCAGCCACAGAGAACUGGAAGACAUUCCGCAAUGGAAGGCUCCACAAGACACUAGGUACAAUGACAGACCUAGAGGAAUUUACCUUCUAUACGGCAGGGUUGGAUAAUUGUUAUGAGUGGAAAAAUCCACCGGUUGACACUAAUCCAGUGUCAUUGGAGCAUAUAUUCCCUGUCGAAAAGUGGUCUAAACUUCGUCAUUUUGCACUAUCACGCUUCAUAGUCAGCCAGGCUGAUCUUAUCACACUUCUUUCAAAACUACCAGACACACUCCGAUCAGUCAGAUUGAGCUUUCUGGUAUUUUUUGAGAAUGCGACAUCUUGGCAUACUUUCCUUGAAGAAUUGCGUACAAAGAUCCAGGAAAGGAGCCUUUGGCCGGGUCAUCGACCAAAUGUUAUCAUCGGCAACGAGCGAACUUUUCUUCUCCUUGGAGGUGCUGUUUGGCUUGGGAAGGCAGUGGACGAUUUCUUAUACGAGGGCGGUGAAAAUCCAUUUUAUGACCCCCCCUCGUGUUUUAGUCAAAAAGGAACUUGGAACAAUCAAGGAUGCAUUUGA